Molecule: messenger RNA, 2349 nt
Organism: Rhipicephalus microplus (southern cattle tick)
Lineage: Eukaryota; Metazoa; Arthropoda; Arachnida; Ixodida; Ixodidae
Product: putative ATP-dependent RNA helicase DDX43
Molecular function (GO): ATP binding; RNA binding
Source: RefSeq, a predicted model, not a curated record
CCGCCUCGUUCACUCCCUUGUCCCCUUCUAGUACACUGUACCGUCGACUGUCAGCGAUAGGUGUUCUGUGGCAAACUUGGUUCGAAAUGGGGGUGAUAUUUGUGCGACUCUUGUGAAGGGCAUUCCACUCUUGCAGAACAACACGUUGCACGGACAAAAGUUUGAAGAAAAUUGGUACUUUUGUUGGGUGUGCUGCAGGACAUAGCUUGUCAUGCCUUGGACAGGCGGCGAGAGCGCGGCGUCGACGGAUGAAGAUAAUUUCUGGGUUGAGGAAGAAUACGUUCCACCACCACAAACAGUCUAUAACUCUAGGCCCUCCUACAACCAUGACAGACGAUCUGGCAGGAGCCAAACUUGCCGUGAAGGCUGCCGUCAGUUAUCAAGUGGCAUGAACAACUGGAGGCAAGGUCCUGAUAAAGAUACUGAGCUCAUGGUUGUUCCUGCAAAAGAAAUCGGCAGGAUCAUUGGAAAAGGUGGCUCUAAAAUCCGCGAGCUUCAAGAUGCCAGUGGUGCACGGAUAAAAGUUUUGAGAGAUGAAGAGGAGGCCUACGGUAGCUCAAACGAGGCUAAGAUUGAGCUUGCAGGCACUGCUGAAGUUCGUCGAAAAGCACAGCAACUCAUCGAGGAUCUCAUCUAUCCGCAAGGAACAGGAACACGCUUUAGCAAGAGAGAAGAGGGGCCGAACAAAGAGGAUCAGCUGCCUUUCAUUGACUGGGCAAAGCUAAUUGCAGAAAGUGAUCAACAGCGGGAAGAGCGGUGGGCCUCCCUUCCACCAAUUGUAAAGAAGUUCUACAUUGAAGAUCCAGAAGUCGCACGCAUGUCUGUCAAGGAUGUUGAAACUUUCAGGUUGGCCAACAACAACAUAGUUAUCAAUUACUUGGGCCCCGAAGAGCAACUUCCCGAUGACAUUGCAAGCAACCCUGUAAUAACCUUCGAACAGGCGUUUUCCAACUAUCCGGAAAUCUUGAAUGAAAUCCACAAGAACCUGUUUCUGAAGCCAUCUCCGAUUCAGAGUCAAGCCUGGCCCAUUCUGCUUCAAGGUCAAGACCUUAUUGGUAUUGCACAAACAGGCACUGGAAAAACUCUGGCUUUUCUUUUGCCAGCCAUGAUCCACAUUGACAGCCAGCCUGUCCCAAGAGAGGAGAGGACGGGGCCAUCUUGUCUGGUUCUGGCUCCAACACGUGAACUGGCUCAGCAGAUUGAACGCGAGGCGAGGAAGUACAACUAUCGGGGCAUUAGAUGCGUAUGCAUCUAUGGAGGUGGCAGUCGACGAGAGCAGAUCCAGACCGUCAACCUUGGUGUGGAGAUAGUCAUUGCAACCCCUGGUCGCCUCAAUGACCUUGUCAUGAACAACGUCAUCGACCUCAAAUAUGUGACAUUUUUGAUCUUGGAUGAAGCGGACCGCAUGCUGGACAUGGGCUUUGAACCACAGAUCAAGAAGGUGCUACUGGACAUUCGGCCAGACCGACAGACAGUUAUGACUAGUGCCACAUGGCCAGAGGGUGUGCGCCGGCUCGCGCAACAGUACAUGAAUAAGCCUUUCCAAGUUUUCGUUGGCUCCCUCGAUCUGGCUGCCGUGCACACAGUGACCCAGACUGUAGUCAUCUGUGAUGAGAAUGAGAAGUUUCAAGAGCUUCUCGGUUUUCUGGAGUCCAUGCAGCCCGAUGACAAAGUGAUUGUUUUUGCAGACAAGAAGGUCAUGGUGGAUCACCUGUCGAGUGAGUUUGCUUUGUCUGGGGUCAACUGUCAAUCUAUUCAUGGAGACAGGGACCAGUGCGAUCGUGAGCAAGCACUUGAAGAUCUUAGGAGUGGGGCAGUGCGAAUUCUAAUUGCCACCGAUGUUGCCGCCCGAGGUUUGGACAUCAAAGAUGUAACGCACAUCUUCAAUUAUGAUUUUCCCCGAAAUAUAGAAGAAUAUGUCCAUCGAGUUGGCCGGACAGGUCGAGCUGGGCGUCGUGGUGAGUCGAUCACGUUAGUAACUCGUGAAAACUGGAGACACGCUCGUGAGCUGAUCAGUAUAUUGGAAGAAGCUAACCAAGACGUUCCGCAUGGUCUCUAUGCAAUGGCUGACCGUUUUGAUGCCUGGAAAAAACGACGUGACGAGGAGAAUCGUUCCUUUGGAUCGGACCGAGGUGGUAGUCGAGGUCGGUAUAAUCGAUCUCGAUGGUAAGAAGACACUAAUGAUGAACGUAUGCAAUGUUUAUCUCAAACACAAGAUGUUUGAGAUCAGUCAAAACAGCUUCCUUGGAUUCUGUACUUACAGGUUUUCUAUAUAUGCUAACAUCUUUCAUUUUCCUUGUAUAAGUUGUUUCUAGUUGCAUUAAAGGCAUCAGAACAUUGAGGAUGCAA